AUGGACCAGUUUCCAUCGUCCGAGAGAACCAUGGUCUCCAUCGGCACCCAUCGCCUCUACCUCUCCAUAAGCGGCCCACCCCGCUGCGACCCGCCAGAUCCUAUCGUAGUGUUCAUCGCUGGCGCAGGCGACGUCGCAUCAUCGUACUGCGCCGUUCAACGGCUCGUCGCGCCCUUCUCCCCGCUCGUUCUUUACGACCGCUCCGGCCUCGGUCGCAGCGAAAGUAAUCCAAACGCAUCCAGCCCAACGGCCACGUCAGCAGCCACGGAGCUACACACCUUACUCAGCACCGCAAACAUCCCUCCACCACUUAUCCUGGCCGCUCACUCCUAUGGCGGGAUCAUCGCCCGGGAAUAUCUCCAUCUCUACUCUAGCGAUGUCGCAGGAAUGGUUCUCAUGGAUGCCUCAACCGAACGAAACAACGAGCUAUUCCAGAACCCAGAUUUAGACCUUACUGCGAUGGUGGGGAACUUGAAGUUUGCCGAGGUCACGGGACUGCGUGCUGCCGCUCAGCUGUCGCGAGAGGAAUGGAGGGUGAGAGCGAUGGACAUUUCGCGGGGAAUGGCUACUUCUCAGGCUGAAGCGAUGGCGCGGGAGAAUGUUUGCCGUGCGCUUGCUGAAAAAGCGCAGCUCAAGAAGCAGGCGCUGGGUGAUCGGCCUUUGAGCGUGAUUCGGUGUAAUGGGUUGAUGGACUACUGGAGACUCUAUGAGAAGGCUGUCGAGGCUGGUAAUGGGACGGAGGCUCAGCGAGCGGCGUUCCGUGAGCUGCUUGAGAAAUGGGAUGGGAUGGGUCGUGAGAUGCAGGAAGAGCAGUUGAAACUGUCUAGACGGAGUCGGAUUGUUCAUUUGCCGGACUGUGGGCAUAAUGUGCAUUUGAUUCGACCGGAUGUUAUUUCAGAGGAGAUUCGAUGGGUAAGAGAGCAGAUCUUGGGUCCGAAGAUAGACUCUACUCUUUGA
Aspergillus viridinutans is the source of this 957-nucleotide messenger RNA. Its product is annotated as alpha/beta fold hydrolase. The record is from RefSeq and is a predicted model, not a curated record. The coding region runs from base 1 to 957 and encodes 318 amino acids. Lineage: Eukaryota; Fungi; Ascomycota; Eurotiomycetes; Eurotiales; Aspergillaceae. The transcript has a single exon.